Molecule: messenger RNA, 3894 nt
Organism: Funneliformis mosseae
Lineage: Eukaryota; Fungi; Glomeromycota; Glomeromycetes; Glomerales; Glomeraceae
Source: the annotation of a GenBank genome assembly
AUGAUUCCCACUACACAACGAAACGGCUCUCUAAUAGUUGGAUGGAGACUACAAGAGCGUCAUGUACUUAUCAUUGGCGGUAAUCAUAUCGCAGCAAAUCGUAUUGAAUUUGCUUUAGACGCAAGGCCUCAUAAAAUAACUUUGAUAACAUCUCAUACUAAUAUCUCUUCCGAUAAAGUUAAAGAACAUAUCGAAAAAAAAAAUGUUAUUCAUAAAAAUAGAGAGUUUGAAGCAAGUGACCUUUUUGAAAGUAAUAAUUCACCUGUAGAUUUAGUUCUUUCUGCAGUUGAUAAUCCACAACUUUCAGAAAAAAUCGCUACUGCUGCUCGUGAAUUGAGAAUACCCGUUAAUAUAGCCGAAAUACCGCACUUAUGUGAUUUCUGGUUUAUGCCAACAUAUCGUGAUGAGCAUUUACAAGUCGCAAUCUCUACAAGUGGAACUGGACCUCAAAUUGCUCAUAAGAUCAGACAGCAUAUAAUUGAAAGUUUACCUCAAAAUAUUACAACUGCAAUUGAUAAUUUGGCUCUUUUGAAACAAAGUUUAGGUGGCUCUAAUAUAUCUGUGCUUUCAAAGAUAACCGAUACGUUACCUUUGAACCAAAUCGCACAACUUUCAAAUGAUGAUAUUAAGAAAUUGAUAUCUGAACAUAUUAGAAAUGUUGAUGAUGAGGAGACUGAAGUUUCUUCAAAUUCUAGUAAUGAUGAGAAAAAAUCAGAUGUUACGUUCGUUGAUGAACGUCAGAAUAAUAGUACUACACUUAAAUCAAAACUUAUCAAUGAAAAUGGUGAUGAUAUUAUUUCGCCAUUCACUUCAGGUGGUAUUCAAUUGGUAGAUGGUAAAACUGCAGUCGAACAUAUCGCCUAUGCUUUUAGUACGACAUCAUUUAUUUAUCCUACAACUCGAACACAUUACAUUGGGGAAGCAGCUUUUAAUUGGGCUUCACAAAGUGUCCGUAAUGCUUAUGGACAAUUGAGUCAAGUAAUUAAAAUGGACACUCGUUAUGGAGCGUCCACAGCAAUUUUGGGCACAACCUCUGCAACAUUGGACAGAGUUUCAAUUUUCACAACUUCACAAUCAAUUGUUUCUAUGAUCCCUAAUUUUUACGGUAUCGUACAAGGGAAAAUCCCACUGGUCAUACACGUUUCCGCUUUAGGAAAUGAUGAUCAAAUGAACAAUUAUGUGAAUUAUAAUGAUGCUUUGACAGCGCGUGAGACAGGUUUUGGAAUAAUUAAUUCUUAUUCUUCUCAAGAAAUUCAUGAUAUUGCAUUGAUAACUCAUUUGGUUUCAAUAUCAACAAAAACUCCGUUUCUUCAUGUGUUUGAUGGGUUAAGAACAGCUUUCGAGUAUUCUAAAGUCGAACUUUUACCCUAUAACGAAAUAUCAAAGCUUAGCGAUAAAUUAGUAAAAAAUUUUUCCACCGAAAAUUCAGUUGUAGAUUACAUCGAAAUUGUUGCUGAUAAAGUUGGUCAACUCACAGGACGAAAAUAUCAUGCUUUUGAAUAUAUUGGAGAUCCAAACGCCGAAUCGAUUCUUUUUGUUUUGGGCGGUGAAACUGUGAUAGCAAAAGAAACUUUAAAGAAAAUUAGCGGUGCUGAGAGGAAAGUUGGCGUUAUAAUUGCAAGAGUAUAUCGUCCAUGGUCGGAAAAGCACUUUUUGGCAGCUGUACCAAAAACGAUAAAACGAAUUGCAAUUCUUGAACAAGUAGCAUCUAAAGAAGAUUAUUCUUAUGGGUCAUCAAUAUUUAGUGAUGUUGCUGUAUCAUUCUCAUCUAACCUUUGGAAAGGGACAUGUCCAACAUUGAUAGACGCAAAAUAUCCAACAACACAAAAGUUUUCUCCACGUGUAAUUCACCAGCUUUUGAAACGAUUGGAAGCCAACGAAGAUAUUAUUUUUAAUGAAGAACUUUUACCAGGAAAUGUUGACAGUUUAAAUAUAAAUAAUGUGAAGCAAUGUUUAUUUUGGGAUUUGGAGUCUAAAGAGACUGUUCAAACCGUUAAACAUAUUUCAAAAAUUCUUGGACAACAUUCUCGAUUCAAUUUAUCCACAUUCUCCACUUUUGACAUAUAUAACAAUGGAAGUGUUGUAACAACAAAUCUGCAAUUAGGAAAUGAAGUUAUAAGUGGAUUUCAAGAUAUUGAAUCUAGUUAUGAUUUCAUUUCCAUACAUGAUGUUAGUUUAACAAGUAAAUAUAAUAUACUAGCAUCAGCUAAAAAUGGGGCCUUUAUUGUUCUUAAUACAACUUGGACAGUAGACGAAUUGGAGACAAAAUUACCAAAUGAUUUUAGAUAUGAAGCCUCAAAGAAAAAUAUCAAGCUUUAUAUUUUGAAUAGUGAGAAAGUAGCUCAGAACGUGGGUUUGAAUUUAGACGUUGCUACUAAUGUUAUACUUCAAAGUACAUUCUUAAAAUUAAUCAACCGUGAAGUCAAACUUGAUUGUACUUUGGAAGAUUCUAUCAUAGAUUUAUAUGAAGGUAAUAGUGAAAAAGAAGUUUCAUUGUUAAUUCGUAAUAUUUGCCAACAAACAGAGAAAUCAAUCAUAAGUGUUGAACUUCCUCCUACGUGGGGAAUAUUGGAAAAAUCAGAUCAAAAUUUACCUUUAACAAUUCAAAGCAAUUCAUUAGAUAGAAAUCUAGAUAAUCCUGAGAUAGAAAAACCAAAACUCCAAAGUUGGCAUGCAGUAGCUCGGAAUCUACUCUUCAAAGAAGCUUUUGAUUCAAAUCAAAUUACUCGACCAGAUUUAUCUGAAAAGACUUAUACCAUUCGUGUUAGUGAAAAUCGACGUUUGACUCCGAUAUCUUAUGAUCGUUAUUUAUUCCAUAUUGAGUUUGAUACAACAGGAACGGAUCUUAAAUAUGAUUUGGGAGAAGCUCUGGGUGUUUAUGGACAUAAUGAUAGCGAAGAAGUCAAUAAAUUCUUGGAAUUUUAUGGACUAAAUCCCAACGAUAUUAUUUUAUUACCAAACAAAGGUGAUCGCCUUGAAUCUAGAACUAUAUUUCAAAUAUUUGCACAAGUCCUGGAUAUCUUUGGUCGUCCUGCAAAGCGAUUUUAUGACUCUUUGGCACAAUACGCCACUAAUGAAAAAGAGAGAGAAAAGUUACUAUGGAUAGCAAGUAACGAAGGAUCUCAAGAAUUCAAACGUCGUGUUGAAGAUACAAUCACAUACGCAGAAAUAUUGUAUGAGUUCUCCUCUGCACAUCCACCUAUUGAAGAUCUCGUACAAUUAAUUGCACCGAUUAAACCACGUCAUUAUUCGAUUGCAUCCGCUCAAAGCGUACAUCCUAAUAGUGUACAUCUUUUAGUUGUUACAGUUGAAUGGGAAAAUUCUAGAAGUGUAAAACGUUUUGGCCAAUGUACUCGUUAUUUAUCCGGUCUUAAAGUUGGAGAAAACGUAAUUGUUUCUAUUAAACCUUCCGUGAUGAAAUUGCCUCCAAGAGAUACUCAGCCCGUCAUCAUGGCCGGUUUGGGUACAGGAAUGGCGCCAUUUCGUGCAUUUAUCGAAGAACGUGCGUAUCGUAAAUCACAAGGCAAAGAAGUUGGUCCUAUGAUACUUUAUUUUGGAUCACGUAAUAGGUCAAUGGAAUAUUUGUAUGGAGAAGAAUUAGAAGCUUAUCAUACAGAAGGUCUACUCAGUCAUUUGAGAUUAGCAUUCUCGCGUGAUCAAAAACAUAAAGUAUAUAUUCAGCAUAAGAUGCAAGAGGAUUCUGAAUUGUUAAAUCAAUAUUUACUUAAAGAUGAAGGUUGGUUCUAUCUUUGUGGACCCACUUGGCCGGUACCUGAUGUUAAAGAUGCGAUUGUUAAUAGUUUUGUGACAUCAGGCGGUCUUUCUUCAGGCCAAGCAAACGAUAUGGUAAAUAAGUUGAAAGAUUUAGAAAGAUAUAUUCUUGAAGUUUAUUAA